AUGGCCCAUAAGUCGGAUUUUCGCAACCCACUUAUCGAUUACCUCCUCCCACGCGCAUUGGAAAGACCGACGUUCCCAUCUGCCAUUCUGUAUCUUGCAUUUGUAAUGAAGUCCAGAUCAAAUUAUGCGCCGACUUCACGUAACACAACGCUCGAGCACGACAUUGUUACAGACCCGGAACUUGGCUUGCAUCUAGAGAAGGAAGCGUUGUCUGAUGCCGAAAACAGCUUGGUGCAAGCGGCCGAUUCAAGCUUGUCUCUCAACACCCUUGCUACCCUGCUAAUUGUCUGCAAUGCUUACAUUGCAUCGAGCAACUCUCAAUCCUUUUUAUCUGCUUAG
This is a messenger RNA of Penicillium crustosum, 339 nucleotides long. RefSeq lists its product as uncharacterized. Bases 1 to 339 code for a protein of 112 amino acids. The record is from RefSeq and is a predicted model, not a curated record. The transcript has a single exon. NCBI's taxonomy places the organism in Eukaryota, Fungi, Ascomycota, Eurotiomycetes, Eurotiales, Aspergillaceae.